AUGGCAAACGGCAGUGGGAGCCAGAAGACGAUAAGGAAAGCCAUUGGGGCUCUGAAAGAUACAACCAAGGUUGGAUUGGUGAAAGUAAAUAGUGAAUACAAGGGAAUUGAUGUUGCAAUUGUGAAAGCGACGAGCCACGACGUCGUACUACCAAAGGAGAAACACAUCAGGACAAUUUUUAGUGCUCUUUCUGCAACAAGCCCUCGUGCCGAUGUCACACGCUGCAUUCAUCGCCUCAUCAAGCGCCUCUCCAAAACACAUAACUGGACGGUUGCGUUGAAGACGCUGCUAAUUAUUCAUCGAGCAAUUAGGGAAACUGAUUACAACUUCCCAGAGGAGCUGAUAAGUUACAGCCGAGGGAGCAAUUUGAUGCUGAACUUGUCUCACUUCCGAGAUGUCUCCACCCCAGAAGCUUGGGAUUACUCUGCUUGGAUCCGAUGUUAUGCCCUGUACCUCGAAGAGCGGCUCGAAUGCUAUCGAGUUAUGAAGUACGACAUCAACAGAGAUCAACUGGGAACCAAAAUGCUGGACACCCCUGGCUUGCUUGAGCAACUGCCUGCCAUGCAGCAAUUACUAUUUCGCCUUCUUGCUUGCAAGCCAGAAGGAGCAGCUUCGCGCAAUAGCUUGAUUCACUAUUGUCUUUCGAUAAUUGCCCGUGAGAGUAGUAGCUUGUACAUUGGCAUCAGCAAUGGAAUUCUCAACUUGGUUGACAGGUUCUUUGAGAUGCGACAUUCUAAUGCCACUAAAGCACUUGAGAUUUACAAGAGGGCUUCAAGUCAGGCGGAAAAAUUAUCGGAUUUCUUCCAAAUAUGUAGAGCUUAUGAUUUUGGUCACGAAUUGAGGCUUACGAAAAUCGAGCAGGCUCCAAAAUCAUUUGUGACCGCCAUGGAGGAUUAUGUAAAACAGAGUUCACCCAGUUCUUCGUUACAAAAUCGAACGGUAAGUACUUUUUUCUUCUUCUUCUAUCUAUACAAAGUUUGA
This is a messenger RNA of Linum tenue, 981 nucleotides long. The record is from the annotation of a GenBank genome assembly. NCBI's taxonomy places the organism in Eukaryota, Viridiplantae, Streptophyta, Magnoliopsida, Malpighiales, Linaceae.